CGUUUGUUUGCACUUAAAAAACCCUAGUCUCCUUCUCCUGUUUCGUCCCCUCCGUCCCCGCUCUCUCUCGAUCGUUCGCGCCUACUCCACCAUCUCUCUCUCUGUCUCUCUCUCUAUCGAAGCGAAGUGAAGCAAAUUUCCGAAGCUCCUGCGCCGCCUCUAAUGGCCGGUAAGAAGAGACCCUCGAGCGCCGUCGAAGACGGCUCGGGCGGCGCGGCGAAAGCUGCGAGGUUGGUGGAGGGCGAGAACGGCGCCGCCGCCGCUGCGGCGACGCGUCGGAGGUCGAUCAAAGCGAAGGCGAUGAAGGUGCAGCGGAGGAAGCUGCGGAAGGAGUGGGACAAGGAAAGGAACCGCCUCGCCCUCGAGAUCGAGGAACAAUCAAACCCUAGGAAGCCUCCCCAGCGCCCCCCUACCCCCGCGGUCGCCCCGACCACCGAUCUCCCGGCGCUUCGUGUGAUCGUAUUUAGGGAUUUGGCGUCGUCCGAUGCGUCGGUUAGGGUCUCCGCGGCCGAGGCUUUGGCUAAGGAGCUCCGCGAGGUCCAGGAGGCCUACGACAAGUUCGGGGGCAAGAAGAAGCUGGCGGAAGACGGGGCGGUGCAGCUCGAGGCCGAGAAGAAGGACGAUGGAUUGGAGAACUGCUCCCCCUCUUUGAGAUAUGCGAUUCGGCGCCUUAUUCGCGGAGUCUCCUCUUCCAGAGAGUGCGCGAGACAAGGGUUUGCUUUGGGAUUAACAUUAGUAGCCGGAACAUUCCCUGUGAUCAAGGUGGAGGUUUUGAUGAAGUUGAUAGUAGAAAUGUUAGAAGUUUCGUCUUCAAUGAAGCGUCAGGAUGCUAAAGAUAACCUUUUGGGCCGCCUUUUUGCUUAUGGAUCGCUUGCUAGAUCUGGUCGAAUUGCUGCAGAGUGGAUUUCAGAUAACAGCACGCAGGUUGUCAAGAAUUUCGUGAGUGAUGUCAUUGCACUUGCGGGAAAGAAACGCUACUUAAGUGAGCCAGCCGUUUCAGUCAUUUUGGAUAUGGUCGAGAAGUUACCAGACGAAGCUUUGCCAACUGAAGUCCUUAAAGCUCCUGGCAUGCAUGAGUGGUUCGAAAAUGCCAGUGAAGUUGGAGACCCUGAUGCACUCUUUCUGGCUUUAAAGUUGCAAGAGAGACUCAAUACAGAUAGUGAAAUGUUUGGGAAGCUCCUCCCAGCACCGUUUAGUCCUGACAAAUUUUUUACACGGGACCAUCUAUUAUCUAUUGCCCCUUGUUUCAAGGAAUCAAUCUUCUGUUUGCCACGUCUACACAGCCUUUGGCCUUUGGUGAUAAAUAUGCUAACUCCAGAAACAGCUUUUCCACUAGAUGCUUCUGUGCCGCUAAGCUGUGACAAAAAGCACAAAAAAAGCAAGAAAAGCAGCUUAUCUGAGAACAUCAGCAGCAACAUCCAUUCUUUCUGCGAGGUUGUAAUUGAUGAAUCAUUGCUCCUCUCAUCUCAUGAUAGGAAACAUCUGGCACUUAAUAUUUUACUAAUUCUCCUUCCAAGGUUACCUCCAUCGUGCAUCGAAAUCGCCCUUUCUAGUAAACUCGUCCACUGUCUUAUGGACGUCUUAACACAUGAGAAAUCCGAGUUAUAUAAUGCUGGUCAGCAUUUUCUGAUGGAAUUACUAAAUAUAGUGGGUGAUGACGACGAGCGACGAGCUGCUGCUGUUUUAUCCUUUCGAAAGUACAGCAACGGAAAAUUCGAUAGCAUUACAAAAACACAAACAGUUAAACAGUUGGUUGCCAAGUUUAAUACUGGAUCAGGCUGCAUGCUUUUCGUGCAUAAAUUGAUCUCUUUGUUUGUAGAUGAAGGGCCCUUUGCAGAUGAACCAUCCGAUCAGAGUCAGACAACUGAUGAAAAUUCCGAGGUGGGCUCAAUAGAGGAAAAGGAUCCUCCAUCCCAAGGAACUUCAAAUUCAGAAUUUUUGCAGAAUUGGAUAAUUGAUACCAUGCCUCGUGUUUUGAAAAAUCUAAGUCUUGAUACAGUUGUAAAGUCUUUAAAGGAUGCUGAAGAAGUAACAAAAUCAGAUUUAAUGUCUUUACCAGAUAGUGUAAAAGUAAAAUUUGUAGAAGAGAAAUUUCGGGUGCAGACGGAAAUAAUGAAAUUUUUGGCAGUCCAGGGUUUGUUCUCUGCAUCUUUAGGGACUGAAGUGACAUCGUUUGAGUUGCAAGAGAAGUUUAAAUGGCCGAAAGCAGCCAUUUCAAGCUCUUUAUGUAGGUUGUGCAUACAACAGCUUCAGUUAUUAUUGGAAGAUGCACAGAAAGGGGAAAGCUUAAUUUAUCUGAAAGGAAUAGAGUGCAAUGAUUUAGGGUCUUACUUUAUGUGUUUCCUCAAAACGCUGUGCAGCAUUCCUUCAGUCUCACUGUAUAGGACACUGAGCAAUGACGAUGAAAAAGCUUUUAAGGAGAUACUUGCCAUGGAAUCCAGGCUUUUCCAUGAGGAAAGAAAAAUUAAGAUUGGACCGGAUGCGAAUAAAAUGCACGCAUUCCGUUAUCUCCUUAUCCAGUUGUUGCUGCAAGUGCUUCUUCGACCAGACAAGUUCUUUGAGGCUGCAAUUGAUCUUGUCAUAUGCUGCAAAAAGGCUUUCCCUGCUGCUGCUCUUGGCGACUCGUCAGAAGAGGAUGAAUAUAAUGGGAAUGAUGCACCCAAGUUUAUGGACGUGCUUUUAGAUACCUUUUGUUCUCUCUUGCCUCAUACAUCUGGCCCUACUUGUUAUGCUAUCGAACAGGUUUUUGGACUCUUUUGUGAUGAAAUAACAGAACCAGGACUUAUUCAAAUGCUGAAAAUUGUGAGGAAAGAUCUGAAACCCCGCAGGUCCAAGGCAGCUGGGAGUGAUACUGAUGAGGACGAUGAAGACGACGAUUUCAUCGAUAUGGAAGACGCUAACGAAAGUGAUUUUGGCGGUAGUGAUGAUGAUCAUGCCGAUGAGUCUGAGAGGAAGUCGGGUGCUGAUGAUAUGGACGAGGAGGUGAACAAAAACGAUGAAGUUGAUUCGGAGAAAAUUGAACCAGAAGUUAGGACUGAAAAUGAUGGAGAUAUUGAUGGUUCUGAUGAUUCAGAUGCUAUGGAUGAUGAUGCCAUGUUUAAUAUUGAGCCUCACCUUGGACGGUUAUUCAAGGAGCGCAAAAUUUCUGGGAAUGAGAGUUUCUACUCCCAGUUGAUGCCUUUCAAGCUUCGCGUUCUUACAUUACUGGAAAUUUACCUGCACAAGAAUCCAGGCAAGACUCAGGUGUUGACUGUGUGCUCUUCCUUAAUUAAAGCUUUCGUGGAUUCACAUGUGGGCAAUGGUAGCAAGCAACUUCAACAACGGAUAGGCGGAAUAAUACAAAAAAAGAUAUUCAAAGCUAAGGACUAUCCUAAAGAUGAUAGCGUCGACCUUUCUACUCUUGAAGCCCUUCUGGGAAAGAGUGUGUGGUCAGCAUCCCAUUCGCGGUUCAAGGCUGUCGCUUCUUUGGCACAAAAUUCAACUUUUUGGGUACUGAAGAUCAUAGAUGCAAGAAACUUCCCCAAACCUGAAUUGGAAAGAGUUGUGGAUAUAUUCCGAAAUACAUUGGUUGACUACUUCAAUAAUAAGAAUUCCCGACUAAAGAUAGGGUUUUUGAAAGAGGCCAUUCGGAGGUAUCCUUGGAUUGGAGUUGAGAUUUUUGGGUUCCUUUUGGAAAAAUGUGGGAGUGCCAAAUACGAAUUCCGACGGGUCGAAGCCCUUGAUCUGUUAGACUGCAUAAUAAGAUGCGUUGUCCCGAGCAGCAAAGGGGAGCAAGAAACAGAUGGCCUGAGUGCAUUGAAUUUGUUGAAGAGGCACUUACCGGCCAUUUGCGAGUUGAUCGGAGAGCUUCUUACGAAUUGGCCAGAGAAGCAAUCGAGGCGCAAAGAAGUGCGGCGAUUUUGCAUUCGGGUUCUAGAUAUAAUGUUGAAGCUUAACCUCAAGAAAGCCUUCCUUAAGAUCUUAAAGCCUGAUGUCUACACUCUCUGUCAGUCAAAGCUAGGGGAUGCUUUUAAACCCUUCUCGAUGGCAAAUCAGUAAACUCAGAUUUGGAGGGACUUCUCAGAUGAAGGCAAGAGAGAGCUAAUAUCGUAGAAUGGUUCAUUGAGGUUGCCGAGAAGGCGGGAUCCCUCGGUGCUUGAAAUAAUGGUGCAAAUGGACUUUUUGAUGCCAUAAUUUGUGGUCAGUCCAUCAGGGUUCCUUUUCAUUUGGGAUUGGAUAUCACCCUCGAAAUUCUACAUAUUUCUGGGAUAUUUAAAUGAAGACGAAGUUGGAUGUUCCAAUAUUAUGACUACCAAGAAGAACAGAGCUCUGAGCACUAUAAUAUGGUGAGUUUGGAAGUGAUAUAAUUUUUUUUUUCCUUGAAUUUUUGGCUGGAAAAUGCUUAUUUAUUAUACCUUUAAAUUUUGCUCAAGACGAUUGCGAACUGCUUUUCUAUACGCUCUUAUAAUUGAUAAACCGGAGGUCGAAAAGUGUCCAGUUUGCAGAGUCA
Molecule: messenger RNA, 4489 nt
Organism: Ananas comosus (pineapple)
Lineage: Eukaryota; Viridiplantae; Streptophyta; Magnoliopsida; Poales; Bromeliaceae
Product: myb-binding protein 1A-like protein
Exons: 9
Coding region: 163-4038 (1291 amino acids)
Biological process (GO): regulation of DNA-templated transcription
Cellular component (GO): nucleolus
Molecular function (GO): DNA binding; transcription factor binding
Source: RefSeq, a predicted model, not a curated record